AUGGCGUCCGCAGUAACACUGACUGCAGAAGACUUUGGAACGCUAACGAACGGACAGGGCCGUAGUGUAUCUGUGCAAAAGUUUACCUGGCAAACGGUGGCUGGUUUGAAGCUGUCCGUGCUGAAUCUGGACGCGGCCAUCAUCGAACUGUGCGCACCGGACCGUACCUGGACGAGUAGCGCAAACGUACUGCUCGGUGUUGAACGUCUCGAAGAAUAUUUGCAGCUCGACCCAACACUCAUCUGUGCGGCUCAUUUCGAGAAAGGAUGGCCUCUUCUGGCGGGAAAUGGUGUGCGAUCGGAUGCGUUGGGCGGCCAACCGGUAGAUCUGAACCGCGUGUGGCAUUCCUUCGUGGACGACACACGUCUUCAUCUAAGCUUGGUGCGCAAAUCGUUAGCAAAGCAUCAGAGCACCUAUGCUACUGUUACCAUCAGCGUGGAACCAUCGAAUGUGGUCCGAAUCCAGUAUCAAACCUGUGGCACCAACGAUGAAAUGUUCCGGUUAGCUCAUCGCUUUCUGUUCAAUCUUGGAGGAUGUAAUGCCGGUGCACAAGCAACGUUUGAACACGUUGUGCAACUGAACGCGGACUCCUACGUGGAUGAGAACCGAAAUCUUCGAACGGCGGCCGAAAAUUUAGCUGAUCUUCGUAUCGCACAGCAUCUCGGUUUGAGCCUGUACAAAGCACGAAACCAAGGUUUGGAGCGUGCGGAAAGCAUCCAAGGUAUUUAUGGGCUCAAUAACACCGCCGAAGAUGGGUUUGCGAUGCGGCUGAUUCACACCGGCAGUGGUCGCGCGAUGGAGUUGUACUGCAACUUUCCAUGGUUGCACUUAUCCAUUCUCGAUCAUCUGCCAGCAGGGAAAGAUGCGAUCGUUCCAUUUUACCCACGCGAAGGUAUACAACGCGUUUCGCUUGUAUACGAUUUGCAAGAGCUCAUCCUGUCCGUUGUUGGUGGGACGGAGCUGGCCUCAACGGACGAUGUACAGCAGGACAAUAAUGCCGAUGUAAACCACGAUCGACAGCAACAUCACUCUACAGCUUAUUUGGGAAAAUACGUUAAGCACGAUGGCUUCCUAAUACACCCACUGGCGUGUCCUUCCCGAUCAACGGGAAAUCACAACCCCACUCCAGUUUCACCGGAUACGCAACUCCCCAAUCCCUGCCGGGGACAAACUCCAAUGCCCUUUAUUGGACAUGUAACGCUGAAAUUUGGUAUCUGUAAACCGCUCACGGCAGAGGAGAACGCUCAAUCACCGCCAGCCUCCAAUUAA
This is a messenger RNA of Anopheles marshallii, 1269 nucleotides long. RefSeq lists its product as uncharacterized. The transcript has a single exon. Lineage: Eukaryota; Metazoa; Arthropoda; Insecta; Diptera; Culicidae. Gene Ontology annotation, biological process: beta-D-galactose catabolic process via UDP-galactose, Leloir pathway; glucose metabolic process. The record is from RefSeq and is a predicted model, not a curated record. Gene Ontology annotation, molecular function: carbohydrate binding; aldose 1-epimerase activity. The coding region runs from base 1 to 1269 and encodes 422 amino acids.